AUGGGGGAGGUAUUAGUUAAUAAUUAUUUAAAGUAUAUAAAUGAAUUUUUAUUAUCUAUGAAAAGAGAUUUGUAAUUAAAAAAGUGUGGACCAAAAUACUUUUUAUUUCAUUAUGAUAAAAAUAAACCUCAUUAGCAAUCUGAAAUGAGAGAAUAUCUCUAAAAUAAUGAGUUAAUCCUUAUCGAAUAACAACUAUUCAGUCCUGAAUCAGUUUUUUGA
Tetrahymena thermophila SB210 is the source of this 219-nucleotide messenger RNA. RefSeq lists its product as hypothetical. The record is from RefSeq and is a predicted model, not a curated record. Lineage: Eukaryota; Ciliophora; Oligohymenophorea; Hymenostomatida; Tetrahymenidae. The transcript has a single exon.